AUGGGAUGUCGAAGUCUGCAAUCAAUUUCACAUCAAAGUGGACAAAAAUGUCCCCCUCUUUCUCUUCGACGUUUGACUAUUACGGAUUGCUCUGAGCUGAGCUGCCUACCAAGUGAAAUGAUUGAGUCCACCAGGUGUCUAGAGCUUCUAAGCGUGACUGGAUGCGAGAAACUCAUUUCUUUUCCAAUAGAUUUGGGGGAAUUGCCUUGUAUUUCGGUCUUAUUCAUAAACAGUUGUCCUGAAUUGAGGAGUUUGCCCAAGGGAAUAGGCCGUUUUAGCAACUUAACAGAAUUGGACAUUGGUGGAUUCUCAGAAUCAAUUGAUUUCAACUCAUUCCAAGCUGCUCUCGACUGCAUCCAACAAUCCAAAUCUCUCAGGGAAUUGAGUUUAUAUGGUUGGGAACAUUGGGACUCAUUACCAUAUCAACUUCAGAAUCUCACUUCGCUCCGACACUUAAAAUCAGAGGGUUUUGGAAUUGAAGCAUUGCCAGAGUGGUUUGGGGGUCUGACCUCUCUUUUUGUAUUAAUCCUGUGUAAAUUAAAAAAGCUCAAGCAUAUGCCCUCUAAGGAAGCGAUGCAACGCCUCACCAAGCUAAAAUAUUUAGAGGUUACCCACAGCCCAUUGUUGGAAGAAAGAGGCCCUGAUUUUGAGUGGUCAAAGAUUUCACAUAUUCCUCAUAUACGUGCAAAGGGGCAAACGUGGUUAAAGAGGCCACGUAUGGCAGGAGGGGGCUUGGCGGUUAUGUGGAAGGAAGAGUUGAAUGCGUCUAUUGUUAAUUUUUCCAGUAGCCAUAUUUCUCUGCACAUUAAGAACCACUUUUCUGAUUCUCCUUUGGUCCUCACUGGUUUCUAUGGAUCCCCUGUCACUGGUAGAACGAAGGAGAGUUGGCGGCUUCUGGGUCGAUUGAAUCCUGGUAGGCAGAUCCCAUGGUUGGUAAUGGGUGACUUCAAUGAAAUCACCAAGCCGAGUGAGAAGUUCGGGGCAGCCGUGAGACCUUUCUCUCAAAUGAACAGUUUCUGCAAGGUUAUUGAUGAAUGUGAGCUCUCUGAUGGGGGUUAUGUUGGACCCAAAUUUACCUGGAGCAAUAAGAGGGAGGGAAAUCAGUUCACAAAGGCAAGGUUAGACAGAGCACUUGUGAACCCUUCUCUUUACAACAUAUUCAGCAACUGUGUUGUGCAGGUUCUCCCGGUGGUUACUUCGGACCACAACCCACUUCUAAUUAGUUGCAACAACGAUCACAUUAUAGGGACUUCCCGCCGUACGACAGUGUUCCGUUAUGAAGCAGCCUGGUCCGGAAAGCAGGAGUGCAUUGACAUUGUUGGGAAUGCUUGGGCAACCCCUUGCGAUCAACGAAGUCCUCUUCGGUGGUUUCAAGAAGAAGUUGCAAUUGCUACAGAAAAUCAACAAAGGGGAACUGAAUGA
This is a messenger RNA of Fraxinus pennsylvanica, 1422 nucleotides long. Lineage: Eukaryota; Viridiplantae; Streptophyta; Magnoliopsida; Lamiales; Oleaceae. The record is from the annotation of a GenBank genome assembly.